UCAAAAUACCACAUGGUUUCUUCAUAGUUCACAUAAAAACACCCUGAUUUUUGUUUGCCCCUAAGCCAAUACAAUCCAAGUAUACCCCAGUCUAGACCCCACUCUUCUUCUCUUAUCCCUUCCCUUCCCCAAAAAUAAUAUCUUCAAGAAAAGUUACAAACCUCAGCCUUCUUCUCGCUUCUCCAGUUUCUUUCAAGCAGCUUCCUUCAUGGAGCUCACUUGUUUGCAUAACAAAUUCAAUUUGUCUGCUUUGCCUCACCUUUCACUUCCAUCCUCCAAGAACCCUAACCCCAGAUUCUUUUCUAGAAAAAGGAACAAUCUUUGUCUGGCCUCAACUUCUGAUACCCUUGUGACUGGCUCCGGAAAAGAAGUUAGCAGCAAGAAAGAUGCUGAAUUGGGGGACUUGAAAUCUUGGAUGCACAAAAAUGGCUUGCCACCCUGUAAAGUUGUUCUCAAAGAGAGGCCUUCUUAUGAUGAGAAGCAUAGACCUAUACAUUACGUCGCUGCCUGUGAGGAUCUUCGGGCGGGUGACGUGGCUUUUUCGGUGCCGAAUUCAUUGGUUGUAACGCUUGAGAGAGUGCUGGGAAAUGAGACUGUUGCGGAACUUUUGACAACAAACAAGUUGUCAGAAUUGGCAUGCUUAGCGUUGUACUUAAUGUAUGAGAAGAAGCAAGGAAAGAAAUCAUUCUGGUAUCCAUAUAUUAGAGAGCUUGAUCGCCAACGUGGAAGGGGCCAGCUGGCUGUGGAAUCUCCACUUCUAUGGUCAGAUGAUGAAUUGGCUUACCUAACGGGUAGCCCCACUAAGGCUGAAAUUCUUGAAAGGGCUGAAGGAAUAAAGAGAGAGUAUAAUGAACUUGAUACUGUUUGGUUUAUGGCUGGGUCUCUCUUUCAGCAAUAUCCCUAUGAUAUACCUACUGAGGCCUUUCCAUUUGAGAUUUUCAAACAAGCCUUUGUUGCUGUUCAGUCUUGUGUGGUGCAUUUACAGAAAGUACCUUUGGCUCGGAGAUUUGCAUUAGUUCCUCUUGGACCCCCAUUGCUAGCUUACAGGAGCAAUUGCAAGGCAAUGUUAAGUGCUGUUGCUGGUGCUGUUGAACUAGUGGUUGAUCGCCCAUAUAAGGCUGGGGAACCUAUUGUUGUCUGGUGUGGACCACAGCCUAAUUCGAAACUUCUUAUAAACUAUGGUUUUGUUGAUGAUGAUAAUUCUUAUGAUCGCCUGGUUGUUGAGGCAGCUUUGAAUACUGAGGAUCCUCAAUAUCAAGACAAGAGACUGGUUGUUCAAAGAAAUGGAAAACUAUCUGUACAAGCUUUUCCUGUUUAUGCAGGGAAGGAAAAAGAAGCUGUCUCGGAUAUGCUUCCAUAUUUUCGAUUAGGCUAUGUUUCAGAUCCUUCUGAGAUGCAAUCUGUCCUUUCUUCUCAAGGUCCAGUCUGCCCGGUGAGCUCAUGUAUGGAACGAGCGGUGCUAGACCAGCUUGCUGAUUAUUUCAAGAGACGCUUGGCUGGCUACCCUACUACACUGAAUGAAGAUGAGUCAUUGUUGUCAGAUCCAAACUUGAAUCCCAAGAAACGAGUUGCCACUCAGCUUGUUAGGUUGGAAAAGAAAAUUCUCCAUGCAUGUUUGCAGGCAACAAUGGAUCUGAUUGACCAGUUACCUGAUCACACUGUGUCUCCAUGCCCUGCACCUUAUGCCCCCCUGUUGAAAUAAAAGUCUGCAGUAUUACCAGUCUUGGUUUUAACUAGGCAAAAUAGUGGAAGUUCUUUGCGCUACUUGGAUAAUUUCCUCUGUCAAUGGGAGAGUAUAUAUCAGGUAGAUUUAAGAAUCUGCAACCUCUAAGGAACAAUAUGGAAUAGGGGAAGUUUGAUGGUGGAUCUAAUAGGGCUUUAAGAGAACGAAUCAUGCUUGUUCUUCUAUUCCAAGAUAUUGGAUGCCGUGAUGUGCCUUUAAUGAAUGGUUCUUCAACAUGUAUAAACUCUUCGUUUGCUUCUUCCUUCUUGCAUAUAAUUUUCUUUCUCUUAUGCUCUUCAAGUGGCUAGCUACAACUUGUGUUUGAGUAGUAGUCUGUAUGUUAUGUACAUAUGAAUAAACGAUGCUAACAUUUUUUCUGUUAAUAAACUGCUAUAAAUCAAAAUUGAAUAGGAAAAGAUUUAAUCAGACGUUAAUUUUGGCUCUA
This is a messenger RNA of Gossypium raimondii (Peruvian cotton), 2168 nucleotides long. RefSeq lists its product as uncharacterized. The transcript has 13 exons. The record is from RefSeq and is a predicted model, not a curated record. Gene Ontology annotation, biological process: peptidyl-lysine monomethylation. Bases 209 to 1702 code for a protein of 497 amino acids. Gene Ontology annotation, cellular component: chloroplast stroma. NCBI's taxonomy places the organism in Eukaryota, Viridiplantae, Streptophyta, Magnoliopsida, Malvales, Malvaceae. Gene Ontology annotation, molecular function: protein-lysine N-methyltransferase activity.